Messenger RNA from Phytophthora nicotianae INRA-310, 669 nucleotides. RefSeq lists its product as hypothetical. The transcript has 2 exons. The record is from RefSeq and is a predicted model, not a curated record. Bases 1 to 669 code for a protein of 222 amino acids. Lineage: Eukaryota; Oomycota; Peronosporomycetes; Peronosporales; Peronosporaceae.
AUGCUCAGAAAAAGCAGCGGGAUGAAGGAAGGACGGGCUAAGGCUAACAAGCUUGUUCAAGGAAAGCACCGCUACAAAGAUGCUCAGCGCGGCUUGCCAGUAAUAUCAGUGCGCGCAAUACCCAAAUCCAAGAAGGCAAUCGCUAGCAUCGUUGCAGACGAUGAGUGUGAAGUGGAUAUUCGCUGCGUGUUCCCGGAGGAGUUCGUGAUGAAAGCCCAGUCGGCGAUUCGGACGUUUCGUAACGCUCUCGGGGAUGGGAUCUCUAGCGAUGGGAUCGGCGUCAGAGUGCCUCGAUUUGGCGUUUAUUCUCAGCAGGAUAUUAACGCAAUGGAUAGGUGGCACACAGCAAUCAGUUACGUGACUGAAACUACAAACGCUAUCAAUUGGGCGCUCCACACAAAUAUCAAGCGCGUUGGGGUACCACCCGAACUUGAAGACGGCGUCAGUGAAAUUCCUGAAGAUCGAGAGGCGGCGUUCAAACGGUUUCCACUGCGUGAAGAACGUUCAACAGCGUUAGGAAGUCUACCGUACCGCGCACUACUGUCCUUUUGGGAGAACAAGUGGGUGGAUGAUGCUGCAAUGUACCACGGACUUAUACUACUUCAACGUGAAAAUGCUGGCGUUGGAGUUGUGGCCCAAUUUUCAGCAGUUACCCGAAGAGCAAGUUAA